UAGUACAAAAUGAGUUGCCAGAAGAUCGGCAUCGUGGGCAGCGGCCUAAUCGGGCGUGCUUGGGCAAUGCUUUUUGCCGCAGCUGGCUACCGAGUGCAGUUAUAUGAUAUACUGGAGACUCAAGUGGAUGGAGCACUGCUCGAGAUACAGAAGGAGUUGCACAGUCUCAAGGCAAAGGGUGCGCUACGUGGUCAACUGUCACCGGAGGCACAAUUUGAGCUGAUCAGCGGCUGCACAGAUCUGAAGCAGUUGGUAGAGAAUGCUUUGCACAUUCAGGAGUGCAUACCAGAGCUGUUGCAGCUGAAGCGGGAUCUCUAUGCCCAGCUGGAUGAAGUCUUGGAGUCACAGACAGUUGUGGCCAGUUCAACAAGCACUUUUAUGCCUUCACUUUACACCGAGGGAUUGAAGCAGCGCUCUCAGAUGCUUGUGGCUCAUCCCCUGAAUCCACCAUACUUCAUUCCACUCGUAGAACUCGUGCCAGCGCCCUGGACCAACAAGGAGACUGUAGAGAGCACACGUCAGCUGAUGCUGGCUCUGGGACAACGACCUGUGGUGCUGAACCGUGAAGUUCAGGGAUUCGCCACCAAUCGCAUACAGUAUGCCAUACUCAAUGAGGUGUGGCGCUUGGUUGGUGGCGGCAUCAUCAGUGUGGAGGAUGUGGAUCGUGUGCUGAGCGAUGGUCUGGGUCUGCGGUAUGCCCUUUUGGGAUCCCUGGAGACGGCUCACCUAAAUGCGCCCGGAGGUGUUGCUGAUUAUUUCCAACGCUUUGGCGGCGAGAUCGCCGCUGUGAGCGCCAGCUAUGGUCCCACACCGGAUAUGCGAAACGAGGGAGAAACGCUAGCGGAGAUUGCGAGUCAAUGCGAAGAGCUUGUGCCAUUGGAAGCGUUGCAGCAACGUCGUGCCACACGCGACGAGUUCCUAACGCGCCUAUCAACGCUAAAGCGUCAGUUGCCAUAAAAUUGAUUGCGAAACUGUAUUUUUUGUAUUUGCAUGUGCCAUUUGUGUUGAUUAAACUUCAGCUCUGUGUAUGCGUGUAUAAA
Messenger RNA from Drosophila albomicans, 1040 nucleotides. RefSeq names its product lambda-crystallin homolog (gene Had2). The transcript is spliced from 2 exons. Gene Ontology annotation, molecular function: oxidoreductase activity, acting on the CH-OH group of donors, NAD or NADP as acceptor; NAD+ binding. The record is from RefSeq and is a predicted model, not a curated record. Gene Ontology annotation, biological process: fatty acid metabolic process. NCBI's taxonomy places the organism in Eukaryota, Metazoa, Arthropoda, Insecta, Diptera, Drosophilidae. Bases 10 to 957 code for a protein of 315 amino acids.